This is a messenger RNA of Symbiodinium necroappetens, 285 nucleotides long. The record is from the annotation of a GenBank genome assembly. NCBI's taxonomy places the organism in Eukaryota, Dinophyceae, Suessiales, Symbiodiniaceae.
AUGGCCAAGAUUCGCGAUGGUUCAGGUCUUGUGGACCACAACAUAUUUCGUCAGGUUGUUGGGUUCGUGCAUGAUCGAGUGCGAGUGGGCAGCACACCACGGCACAUAGCCAACACGAUUUGGAGAUGCGCCCGGUUGGCCCACAAGUCGACGCCUUUGAUUGAGGAUGCCGGCCGAGUUGUCAUCGCGCGACUGGGCGAGCUCAAGCCACAAGAGCUGGCCAGCACCGUGUGGGGGCAGGUCCGCUGCGUUUUUCACAAUUGCUGUCACGAUCUUUUUUUCUGA